Anopheles marshallii is the source of this 225-nucleotide messenger RNA. It is a transcript of the gene COX7AL2, whose product is annotated as cytochrome c oxidase subunit 7A1, mitochondrial. The coding region runs from base 1 to 225 and encodes 74 amino acids. The record is from RefSeq and is a predicted model, not a curated record. The transcript has a single exon. Lineage: Eukaryota; Metazoa; Arthropoda; Insecta; Diptera; Culicidae. Gene Ontology annotation, biological process: regulation of oxidative phosphorylation; mitochondrial respirasome assembly; mitochondrial electron transport, cytochrome c to oxygen.
AUGGGCCACCAUCCCGAACCACCGGUGAUGAUUUCGGACAAGCUGCCGGAAUCGUUACGUAAGAAGAUGAUUACGUUCCAGGCGAAGAACGAACUGCCCGUCUUCCUGAAGGGUGGACCAGCCGAUAAGGUCCUGUUCGGCGUUACCGUUUCCCUGUGCGUGGUCGGUGUGCUGGGAAUUUUCAAGAUGGUAUACGAUCUCGGAUUCGCCAAGAAGAAGGCCUAA